AAAGGCUGUUUGACUUCACAACACUUUCACAGGCUACACAAAGAAAGACAGAACUGGGACGAAUACAUCUGUAUUGACAUCUCAGCACUAGGUAAAAAAAGUUCCUCUAAAAGGCACCAUGUCGAUGGGAAUGGAGAUGGGGGGCAUAGCCCUGGGUAUUAUCGGUUGGAUCAUUAGUAUUAUCACUUGCGCUCUUCCAAUGUGGCGUGUCUCAGCCUUUGUUGGCGCAAACAUCAUCACGGCACAAGUCAUCUGGGAGGGUUUAUGGAUGAAUUGUGUAGUACAGAGCACCGGACAGAUGCAGUGCAAGGUCUAUGACUCCAUGCUGGCUCUAUCGCAAGACCUUCAGGCUUCCAGAGCCAUGUCGGUCAUUGCCGUCAUCUUGGCCAUCCUGGGCGUGUUGAUCUCAAUCAUGGGCGCCAAAUGCACCAACUGCAUCGAGGAUGAAGCCUCCAAGGCUAAAGUGAUGAUCGUCUCUGGUGUGAUGUUCAUUGUUGCCGGCAUCCUGGAGCUCGUUCCGGUUGCCUGGGUGGCAAACCAAACCAUUCGCGACUUCUACAACCCCAUGCUGAAUGCCGCUCAGCAAAGAGAGCUUGGGGCAUCCAUCUACAUAGGGUUUGCCGCUGCUGCUCUGUUAAUAAUUGGAGGAGCAUUGCUGUGCUGCACCUGUCCUCCAAAGGAGAAGCGCAUGCCACCAAGAAUGGGCUACUCUGCUCCACGCUCCACCAAUGGUGGAUAUGACAAGAAGGACUAUGUUUAAAAAUUGUUUUCUUGUAGAAACAUUUAAACAAAGAAGAAUUAGAAGGAUAUGAAGAUCUCACAGAAAGGGUGGAGAUACUUCUAAAAGGACUCCGCAAUGAAGGGUCAUAUGAUGCUGUCAAUAUUUGCUUUUCAUCUGUUUAUGAGUGGCAGGUGUGCGUGCGUGUGUGUGUGUGUGUGUUA
Molecule: messenger RNA, 942 nt
Organism: Carassius auratus (goldfish)
Lineage: Eukaryota; Metazoa; Chordata; Actinopteri; Cypriniformes; Cyprinidae
Product: claudin-3-like
Exons: 2
Coding region: 119-760 (213 amino acids)
Cellular component (GO): membrane; bicellular tight junction
Molecular function (GO): structural molecule activity
Source: RefSeq, a predicted model, not a curated record